Messenger RNA from Lindgomyces ingoldianus, 2391 nucleotides. RefSeq lists its product as uncharacterized. Gene Ontology annotation, molecular function: protein dimerization activity. The coding region runs from base 1 to 2391 and encodes 796 amino acids. The record is from RefSeq and is a predicted model, not a curated record. Lineage: Eukaryota; Fungi; Ascomycota; Dothideomycetes; Pleosporales; Lindgomycetaceae. The transcript has 8 exons.
AUGGAUCACGGUUGUUUUGUCUGUUUAUUCGCAUCGCGGUCGGUGGCGGCGAGCAGCCAGCGCCUUUCCAGAAUGCCACGGGCACCGCAUGAGGCAUCGCGGCCUUGGGCGUCCUCUCUGAGAAUGUCACGCCACCGCAUAUGUGGCCUGAUUUAUGGCUGGGCGGCGCCGGCCUCGACAGUCUUUGCUUCACUGCUGCUCCAAAAUCCGAUCAACCGAACUGCGCGCCUGCUUGUCGGUCCCCCAGGCCUAGAACUGCUUCCGGAGGGCCCACCUCCAAUGCUGGAUACCAACCCAAGACAAUCGUCUGCAACUGCCGCCAGCACUUGUGCGAAACACUCCGCCUUGCUCGCUCUCAUAAGCGUCCAGUGCCCCCGGCUCGCAGAAGAAAAACUCUUUCGCUCUCCCUCGGCGCUGAAUCUCGGUCUUCAGAAAGCUCUCCAACUGCAUCAAAGGCUGUGCCUGCGCCGUCGCAUUUCCCCACCACGCCGCCGCAGCCUACAGCCACUGGUCAAAGGGAAUCCCGACCUUGCCCCCCCCCAGCAUUGCUCGUACUCCUGCAGCCGACUAUUGGCCUUUCACGUCUAUGCUUGGCCGGUCCACAUCGGCCGUCCUCCUCCGAAGUCUCCUGAGAAAAGCCUGACUUUGAUCACCAUGUCUCUCAACUGGAACGCUUUCCUCAGUGAAGACCUCAAUCUACCAAACGAACAGUGGUCCGACGCCCCACGAACGACGGCUGGCCGCUCAUCUGAUAUGCCAACUUCCAGUGCAACUCGCACUGCAGGUCCAGAGGCUUCGGACUCGAAUAACUUCGAGUCUGCCCUCAGCGGAACUACUACCGACCCCUACUUCAACGACAACUUCUUCACCUCCAACGACUACUUCCUCUCCGACCUGGAAGUCCUUCAACCCUUCGGCGACACUAUCGGCAGCGGUGGCGAGUCCACUUCUGAAUCCUCACCUGAGCCUACUACUGGUAUUGCGCUGACCGGUCACACCGUCUUCCAACACGAAACCUCGUCGUCUUCAGCGACCCCGGCCUCGACGUCAACUGGAUCGGGAUCUAACCAGUCGCCUCCCAUGCAAUCGACCCAUCGUCAACCGCAACGAGCGCAGACUUUCCCCAACCCAACUUACGAGUCUAUGUUCCCGAACAGUCUGGACACUGGUUUUGUCGAAGAUCUCACCUUCCCCAACGGCCCGACUGGACCCGCCAGCUCCUCAAAAGCAAGCAUCGACAACGCGCCAAAGGCUUCUGCAGGAAGCACUACGAUCAAGCGAACGAAAGCCGGCAAGCCAGAUAUCCUGUCUGCCUGUUGGACCUCACCACUGUGCCCAAACCACGACCAAGACGGCCCACCGCCUAAUCCAGCAAACUGCGGAGGCGGUUGCGCACCCUUCCUGUUCGCUUCCGAAGAUACACUCCCGACCCCAACCGUCGAUUCUAAUCUGCUCUCUCAAGCUCAAGAGGUGACUGCCGAAGAGGGCAUUGUAGAGAUUCAGCCUCGCCCAAGGAAGCGAACCGAAAGCGACGCGUCAUCAUCUGUCGAGCCUCUCGGCCGCCAAUUCCCUAACAACAAGAACACCACGGAGAUUCGACCAAGGAUGAAGAGCGAAGCAUCUGGAGAUUCGCCCGAGCAGACGCCUCCGCAAGAGGCCGAUGAUUCGAAACCCAAAUCGCGCCGACGCCUCCCACACAACCAAGUCGAGCGAAAAUAUCGAGAAUCGCUCAACACGCAGCUCGACUCCCUUCGUCGGGUCGUGCCAGCACUCCAGCAGAGCCAGCGAGCAUGUGAUGGUGCUGACAUUGAGGACCUACCAACACCAUCCAAGCCCAGUAAAGCCGUAGUCCUUGCUUCUGCAACUGCAUACAUUAAGCAGAUGGAGAAAGACAAGAAGAGCCUUGCAGAAGAAAACCAGCUCCUCCGGACGCGCAUCAAGGCCCUACAAGCGCUCGUUAAAUGCGAAGACUGCAGCCUGAUGCAAUACGUCAUGGACCUAAAGAUCAACCAGGCUCAAGUGCAGAAGUACUGGGCUUUCACGGCGCUUCUUGUAGAUGCAUUUCUCCUCUCUCUCAUACCCCUUUUGUACCUUGGGCUUACGACUCAUUUUCAUGGCGUUUCUCGAAUGGGUGUGGCGGGUUGGCUUGCCUGGAUAGCCGAUUAUUCAUCAUUUGCGUUGCUUGAGGCUUUGACCUUCUGGGCGGGAAAUGUGGAAUUGCUAUCGGCUUUUGAUGGCGCGGUCGGUGUUGCGUUUGCUUUCGCCUGGCCUUCCCCAAGUCACGACACUCUGCGUUUUCUCCUUUCUCUUCUCCCCUACGAUGCGAUGCAUGAAGGUGUUGCAAUGGACAUUGCGAUAUUGGUGGCUGACGGUUGGGGUUUGUUGCGAUAG